This is a messenger RNA of Myotis davidii, 1167 nucleotides long. RefSeq names its product neurensin 2 (gene NRSN2). Gene Ontology annotation, cellular component: transport vesicle; neuron projection; neuronal cell body. Gene Ontology annotation, biological process: nervous system development. The transcript has 2 exons. The coding region runs from base 6 to 620 and encodes 204 amino acids. The record is from RefSeq and is a predicted model, not a curated record. NCBI's taxonomy places the organism in Eukaryota, Metazoa, Chordata, Mammalia, Chiroptera, Vespertilionidae.
ACUCCAUGAUGCCGAACUGUGACCGUCCCUGUGGCUGUGGCCCAAGCCCCAAUGUGGAAGACGGCAAGUGGUACGGGGUCCGCUCCUACUUGCACCUCUUCUAUGAGGACUGUGCAGGUACCGCCCUCAGUGAUGACCCUGAGGGGCCUCCUAUUCUGUGUCCCCGUCGACCUUGGCCCUCACUGUGCUGGAAGAUCAGCCUGUCCUCGGGGACCCUGCUUCUGCUGCUGGGUGUGGCAGCCCUGACCACUGGCUAUGCCGUGCCCCCCAAGCUGGAGGGCAUUGGAGAGGGCGAGUUCCUGGUGUUGGAUCAGCGGGCAGCUGACUACAACCAGGCUCUGGGCACCUGCCGCCUGGCAGGCACGGCCCUCUGCGCUGCCGCCGGGGUCCUGCUGGCCAUCUGCCUGUUCUGGGCCAUGACAGGCUGGCUGAGCCAGGACACCAAGGCAGAGCCUUUGUAUACCGAAGUGGACAGCCAUGUGGAGGUCUUUGGGGACGAGUCAGAGCAGCAGCUCUCCCCCAUCUACUGUGAUGCCAGUGGCCAAUCGUGGUUCUCGCCGCCCACCAGCGCCUUUGGGCAAUCCUCCGUGCAGACCAUCCAGCCGAAGUGGAGCUCUUGAGCUGCCCGCAGAGCUGGAGGAGGCACCGGACCCAGAGACCGGACCCCUCCUCCUCUUCACCACAUCCCAUCGUCUCCUUAACGUCUCCCUUUCAGCAGGGACCCUUCUGUCUACGCCUCCAAAAGGGUGAGCUCCAGGUCAGGAAGUCUGGAGCUCCAUCCUCAUGCCCAUUCCCGGGGGGUAGGGCCCAACUCAUCCAAGAUGCCAACCAUCCCCAAGUCCACUCAGAACUCCCCGCCACCCCUCCUACCCCAGGGUCUUCAGGGGCAGAAAGCAUCUUCCUCAACCUGUCCCCACGCUUUUCUCUCUGUGGCCAAGCCCCUUACCUGUUCAGACCACCAGUUCCUGCCUCUGAAGUAAAAGGGGUUUGGGCCAGAUUCUCGAGUCCCAUGACUUUCCUGUUCUCCCCUGAUGUAAGCAUUACCCUCUAUAGGCAAACGUGGGUGUCAUUCUCAUCCAUUGACCCCACCCUCUUCUCAGCUGCACAGGAUGCCUCAGGAUGAGUCAAAGAUGCUCAUUGGACUUCCUGUCCAGGGUGGCGCAGAAA